This is a messenger RNA of Postia placenta MAD-698-R-SB12, 1251 nucleotides long. RefSeq lists its product as hypothetical. Bases 1 to 1251 code for a protein of 416 amino acids. The record is from RefSeq and is a predicted model, not a curated record. NCBI's taxonomy places the organism in Eukaryota, Fungi, Basidiomycota, Agaricomycetes, Polyporales, Adustoporiaceae. The transcript is spliced from 4 exons.
AUGACGGUUUUCGCUCCUCUCGAAACUGAAUAUAUCGUUCUUCGCAUUGAUCCCGUAGCUGUGGCGGAAAUACUGGAGGACCCAAUUCUCCUGGAUGCAGCCAAAUCCUUGACUCCGAAAUCGUAUCUCGCCUACGUUGCUAAAUCCACUCCGUACAAAGUGCUCACGACAUCAAAGGUCCUGGAUUUCCCCAUGCCGAACAAACCGGCUCGUGAAAUUCGUGUUCAGUUUGUUGGUCAGGGCCUCCCGACACGAUUUCCUCGUGAUAAUGUGGAUGAAACAAUGUGCAUCCCGAUACUGCCCGAGACCAAACAUCCUCUGCGACGUAGGCCGCUCAAGCCGCAACCUACGUUUCCCUUUGCCAACUGCUAUCACUACUUCUGUCUUGAUCACUCUGUCUGCGUACCGGUACAACCAUUCGAACCGGAUCAGGCAACAUCCCUACCUGACAAGGAGAUGAUCCGUUGCCAAAAGUAUAUGGAAGAGGAUAUAUACAGGCUUUACCGCGGGAGGGAAGCCAGAGUCGAACAUGGAUCUGUGGAUUCAGACUCGUGCGAAAGCGACUUUCCCAGCCCCAGCCAGCAAAAAACACUCUCCGGUCGCAGUUCGGUCGCUAGCUCACAAGAGUAUUCUAGUAGUGUGUCCUCCAGUCUUCCCCCGGAACCUAAUGCGCCAUCUCCUCACUGCAAUGAAGCUCAUAGUACUUCGAAGGCUUACGGUGUCGACGUACUCGCCGAUACUUAUGUUGUGGCUACAUCGCGCGAGCCGUAUGUGCGCUCUACGCAUCCGUAUCCGAGGGAUAUCGACGCCGAGAAGCAGUUUUUGCGCGAUAAAGUCUUCGGACAGUCAGACGGCGACAAGAUCAAACUCGCUCCUCUUGUGUACGUAUCAUUAGACCUGUCUGAGCUGAAGGAGAUUCCCGAUCCAAACGGGUUUAGAGAUGAAGUGGAGGAGCUGCUCAAGCUGAUAAAGGAGUCUCGUGAACGGGAAGCUCGCGCGUCUGAGAUGCAGGCAAUGGAGCAUGCAGCGGGAAGCUCGCAUAGCUCAUGGAUCGACUUAGGUGAUAUGAUUGAUAUCGAUCGUGCUGAUGCGUUUGGCACUCAAUGGCAGCCACAACCUCGAUGGUACAGAAGAUGCUGUGCUGCACUCAUGCGGAUGCUGAAGAUGAAGCGCAUAACUAUAUCGCAGUACGUAGUACGCACUACGCGUGCGGUCCGGAGACGCCUGUCUCGUCGAGAAAAUUCGCAGUAA